AUGGCGGCGCAGGCAGCCUUAAUUGCCGAUACCAUCGUGGGGAUGAAGCGGGCCCUCCGCAAUGAGAACGACUAUUCGGGACCCGAUGAUCCAAUCAGCCAACCUACGAAUAGAGGCAACAAGCUCCGAUCAAAUGCGAGAUUCGUGAGAGAGGGUGCUAUGGGCUAUGUGAAUUCCGAUGCCCUUUAUAAGCAGAAAAUCGAACAUGCUGGGUAUACCCGCUACAUUCUUCAGCAAAACCCUGUGCGCUACGACUCGGAAGGGGACGAGCUUGAUGAAGACGAUGAAGAUUCGGAGGCUGAUGCUGCCGUCGCGGAGGAGAAUCCCUUUUCUGAGAUCGCCUUGGAACAUUUCCUUUGCCCACUGAAACAUCCAUCUGAGCUCCCCACUCAUCCGUCCCUAUCGCACGCCUAUACCUCUAAGGCUCUCUCAAACAUGACGCAGGCAAUCGAAGCCAAACUACGCCAAGAACGAGCAUUACUGUGGCGCGCUAGAAAUCUGCACCGGCAGUUCCUUGGGGAUGGUUCCUGGGCGCCGUGCGGCGUCUUUGAGUCCCCUGAAGAUAGAUGGAUUUUUGAGCCGCGAAUAGCCAGCACAGGAGACAGUUCUCCGUUACCGUCCUAUGGGACCAAUGGUAUUGCCGCAUCCGCUGAAACAGCAUCAAGUCACUCAAAAGACAGCGCGCAGCAGCCCCCAAAAGUCACGGAUACUUCCAAAAGACGUGGCUCUGCGCCAGAAGAAGAAUUGAUUGGAACCACGAACGACGUUGAAAUGGCAAGCUUGCCGGAUGGAAGAGCAGAGGAUGAGCCACAUGAUUCCAAUACUAGCCACCCCAGAGCGCCAAAAUCCGAAGAAGUUGAUACAUUCGUCGGGGACCUUCCACAGCACUUGGAAAAUGGAGAGAGCGGUGCCAAGGUUAAUGGUAGCAAAUCAGAUAAUCCGCAUGACGGAGCUCGUGCGUCAGAUGCAGAUGUGCCAAUGGAUCAGGACGAAAGACAAAUCGGCGAGCCAGAUAAAGAACACAAGAACAAGCAGGGCGGAGACGAAGACGUGGAUGAGGACGUUGAAAUGCAAAACGGUUCGCCGCCAGAACCUCCAAGGCGUAUGACGACUCGAGCACAAGCCAAUGCUGGCCAGCCGCAGGAUCACGACUCUGGGCGCGAUUCACCGUCCGUGUCCAGCGAAACACUCAGCUCCCUUCCUACGCCUCACCCCCUCUAUCUUGUAUCAGAUUCAGUGCGGCCAGAUGCCGACUUUGGCCUGCCACCCAGUGAAGCUGAAGACACCCGCCGACUACUCUGGUCGUACGUCCAGAAACAAGAGGAAACGGUACGCGGUUUCGAACACAUGCUAGAGUCCCUCCUACGGGCAUGCCGGAUGAAAGAGGACGUCUUUGAAUGGUGUAAAGCAGAAGGCCAUGUUGGCGAGUUGAGCGACGGAGAAGACUGGUAUGACCGUGAGAAAUGGGGCCUUGCCGAAGGAGAGGACCUCAAGAAGGGCGCAGACGAAGAUGAGAUCGAGCCGGUCGAGGAGAGCCGGUCGAAUAAAAGGGGUAGGGGUCGUCGCGCAUAA
Aspergillus calidoustus is the source of this 1572-nucleotide messenger RNA. Lineage: Eukaryota; Fungi; Ascomycota; Eurotiomycetes; Eurotiales; Aspergillaceae. The record is from the annotation of a GenBank genome assembly.